GACGGCCCGCCCACUGAGCUCCGCCCACUGAGUGCCUUCAGACAUUUUGCUGUAAUAUGUUGAAACGCGUCUUGAAAUCAUCGAUAAUCCGAUCCGGAUUUCUGCUCCGAUCUGCUGAUCCGCCACGUGUGCAGUUCUCCAUUGGUCCCCAGCAGAAACAUGGAACCUUCUAUGAGUUCCGCACUUACAACAUCCGCCCGGACCAGAACGCUGCCUUCUUCAGACUGACCAAUGAGAAGAUUCAUCUACGCACCGCCCACUCUGAGCUGCUUGGCUAUUGGAGCGUUGAGUAUGGCGGUCUGAACCAGGCUUUCCACAUCUGGAAAUAUGACAGUUAUGCUCAGCGGGCAGCCGUCCGCGCGGCACUGUCGCAGGAUCCCGCCUGGAUGUCGGAGUACAUUUCUAAAGUCCUGCCCAUGUUGACGGCUCAGGACAAUGAGGUCGCCUACAUGGUUCCCUGGUGUGACCUGCAGCGACCCCCACAGGAUGGCGGGGUCUAUGAGUUGGUAUCCUAUCAGAUGCGUCCUGGUGGUCCAGCAGUUUGGGGAAAAGCCUUCCAGGCUUCCGUCACCUCCCAUGAUGCACCGGGGUACUGUCACCUGGUGGCAGUUUUCCACAACGAGUUUGGCCUCCUAAACAGAGUUCACACCCUCUGGUGGUUCCAGAGCGCAGAUCACCGAGCUGAAAGUCGCCGCAUGUCUCACACUGACGCCAGAGUGGUUGCUUCAGUCCGGGACAGCGUCCACUUCCUGGACUCUCAGAAGAAUAAACUGUUGCUCCCAUGUCCAUUUUCUCCUUUGAAAUGACGUCAUCAACCUCUGCUGGACAACGUGGUCUCCAUGGCAACAGCAUCAGACUGUGAUGAGCUGUAAUGGUGACUGACAGGAUUGAUGUGAGACUUUAUUCUGUCUCUGGCUUUGAUCUGGAUAUGAUGAUUAAAGUGAGAGUUUGAACUCUGA
Molecule: messenger RNA, 959 nt
Organism: Thalassophryne amazonica
Lineage: Eukaryota; Metazoa; Chordata; Actinopteri; Batrachoidiformes; Batrachoididae
Gene: nipsnap3a
Product: nipsnap homolog 3A (C. elegans)
Exons: 6
Coding region: 57-806 (249 amino acids)
Cellular component (GO): mitochondrion
Source: RefSeq, a predicted model, not a curated record